Molecule: messenger RNA, 4523 nt
Organism: Pomacea canaliculata
Lineage: Eukaryota; Metazoa; Mollusca; Gastropoda; Architaenioglossa; Ampullariidae
Exons: 25
Coding region: 542-3433 (963 amino acids)
Cellular component (GO): cytoplasm
Molecular function (GO): calcium-dependent phospholipid binding; calcium ion binding
Source: RefSeq, a predicted model, not a curated record
AGGCUGUAGAGACCGUGACGUAUAUCAUUAUGUUGGCGACUGGCAGCCGAAGGCUUGCUGGCAGGCCGGGUGAUCGGUCGCUUGACAGCCAGUCGGGUGCUGCACAGCCAGGCAUAAACACACGCCGGCAGCGGGUACCGUCGUGCACCAUUCCGUCAGGGAGACAGCACCCACAACUGUCUGUGAGCUUACAUUCUGAGACAAAGCCAAGAACAUCUAACUUUUAAUUGAGUUAGAGAGAGAGAGAAGAAAAAAAAACCGCUUUUCUGUGAAUCAAGUUUCUGUGAACUCCAACCUGUCCGACAAGUGCUGGAACUGCAGACUGUGGUCGUUUGGCAAAGAAAAGUUUUAACACCGUGUCGGACGAAGCCUAUAACUUAUUCACCAAGCUGCACGGCGAAUGAGCCAAGGGGUUCUGGAAGCCCCGGGAGAUUUUGCCACUUUGGGAAAUUUUCAUUUCGUGUGACUUACCUCCCCUUCCUCCCCCUUUCUUCACACCUUCACCACUUUACACCGUUGUGUGGACGUCACCACUGCGGCCAUGUCUAAAGGUUACGGUUUUCCGGCGGCCAGCAAAAUUCUGAGCCAUCAGGACCACGAGCGAGCCCUGAGGCAGCACAGACAGAAGGUCCAAGAUAUGAACGCAGGAGUCGACAACUCCGAGCCCCGACGAUAUCCACAUCUCAUUGUUCGACUAAAGCAAAAGCAGCUGGAGAUGGAGAACCUGACAAAAAUAAAGUACGAGAAUGAACUGUUGAUCAAGAAACGGAAGCAGAUCUUCGAGAGACGCGGAGCCAAUGUGGACAACAACGGCUACUACAGUCCGCGCAGCCUGAACAAACCUUACAAGGAGCAGCAGUUGUACAGAAUACAGCGAGAGAACUGGGACAUAGCGCGGCGCCUGGGACAAGUGAAACCCUACUACAACAUACGGCAAUGGGAGGACGACCACAAGAGGCAUCUGUAUUACCUGCAGCUGUGGGCGGACACCACGAAGGAUUACACUCCUCGCAGGAGAAAGAAAGAGAAAGACCAUGACGACGAUGGUGAUGAGUAUGAGUCGGACUUCGAGGGUGAUGACGAGGAAGAGAGAGAAAAACACAAAGACCGUCUUCCACCCUUGAAGAAUUCCAAGAAGUCAAAUCCUGGGGGCAGAAAGAAGUCAAACAGUCAGUCUCAAACUCUACCAAAACUCAAAGACACAAAGGUGGACGAUAAGGUCAAAGUUGACCAGGCCGAGGUCGACGCCAGACAUCUCUUCAGAGUUGCAAAAGUCCUGGCCCCACCACAUGACAUCUUCAUCCGCACUCUGGUUCGACGAACGCCGGGUCAAAGGAGUCAAAUAAAGAAGAGGUUUAAGCAGCUGUACGAGCUGGAUCUGGUGGAUGAGCUGAAGAAGGGUCUUGGGAAGGAGUGGCACGUCCUCAUCGACGCUCUUCUUGAGAAAAACGGCGAGGAUGCUGGCAGCAGUGCGGAGGAACAGAGGGCAAAGCGAGGGCCUGAUAGUUACAGUCCUGCGGCCAUCCACACAGCCUUGCAGAGAGGAGAUGUGCCAACAGUCGUGCAGGUGCUUGUCACCAAAACAGACCACAAGAUAGCCAGACUGAGGGAGUCCUAUACAAAAGAGUACUCAGUCAGCCUGGAAGCAGAAAUCAGCGAGCGCAUCCCGGAGCCCGAGCGGCUGUUCCUGCUGACUCUGCUGAAAAGGAAGAAAGAUCGAGGCAAGGCGGACGUACACCAGGACGCCCAGGACCUCUUUGAGUAUGGCGAAGGUAGAUGGACGUCUUCUAGUGGUCUCUUCUUAAAACUUCUAGAAGAACGCAACAUCUCUCACAUGAGGGAGGUUUUGUUGACAUACGAGCAGGUGUCGAGUGGUGUCAGUGCACUGCAGGCCAUCGAGCAAGACAUCUCCCCGUCCUACGCCAAAGCCGUGGAAGCUUUCCUGGGUCCGAGGGGAGAAAACAAUCAGCGAGAGAAGAGCUCCAGUGGGCGAGGACGUGGGCGAGGGCGUGGGCAAGACAUGGACCCUGGUGGCGCCGGAAGCGGAAGUCGCAGCCCCAGCCGCGACGGGUCGGUGGGAGGCGGAGGACAAAAGGAAAAAGACUAUAACAGCAGCAGCGGGCAUCCGUCUGCUGGGGAACUAGCGACCUUUUGCUACAGGAAUCUCGAUCCCAGCAACGCCAGUUUCGUUAACACCAUCGUCAGAAGAGCUGAAACCGACAUGCGGACAAUACGAAUAGCAUAUAAAAAGAAAUAUGGGAAAGCCCUGGAGGUAGACUUGGAAGAAAGAAGUAGACAUCCCACUGUCAGCAUUCUGGUCAAGCUGAUUCUCAAAAGCCCUGCCAAGGAUGCAAGGAAGGACCAGCACCAGGACAGUAUCCCUCAACGGCACGGGGUCAAAGAUGGAGACAGGAAGAACCAGAACGACAGACAAGAAAGUGGUCAUGGGAAAGGUCACAGAGAAAGACACGACGAGGGCCAAGGACACGAUCUGACUCAAGGCCGCCGUGAUAAGAAAGCCGCUGAUCACAAGUCCGAAGAUGAGGCUAAGCGACUUCACGAAGCGAUGGACGGACUAGGGACAAACAAGAACACCAUCCUGGACAUCCUCGUCGGCAAGUCGAAUGCCCAGCGCCAGACUCUGAGAGCCAAGUACAAGGAGAUGUACAGAAAGGAAUUGGCUGAAGAUUUGAAAUCCGAGCUGGGUGGAGACUUGGAGGAGACAGUUACAGGUCUGCUGAUGCCGCCUGUGGAAUACGAUGCUUUCUGCCUGCACUCGUCUCCUGGAGCCAGCGACAGUGUCAUGCUUGGCAUUCUGUGCACGGCCAGCCCAAAGGAAUUGUCGCUGGUGAAGGAGCACUACAAGAAAAUGUAUGGAGAGGACUUGGAUGCCGUCCUCAGGAGCAAAGACAGCAGCGGGUACAUGGAGUUACUGUUGGGGCUGAGCGACAGUCACCGUGACCCGGGGUCAGCCGUGAGUCAGAGGGAGGCUCGAGAGGAUGCUGAGAAGCUGUACCGGAACGGACAAGGACCCAUAGUCAAAGACGAAGUGUUCAAAACACUCCUGGAAAAGCGAAACAAAGAUCAAAUUAAAGCUACUUUAGCAGAGUAUAAAAAGCUUUCAGGAAGAAGCUUAGAAGACGACGUGAAGGCAGUGGACGCUGGUGACGAACAGGAGCAAUACGUCACGUUACUGGCAGCUCUUGGCGAUCACGUGACAUUCUAUGCGGACAGUCUACAAAAUGUCUUCAGGGGACCGAAGACCAGCGACAGCACUCUCGUCCGGAUCGUUAUUUCACGCUCGGAGGUCGAUCUUCCGGCGAUCAAAGCAAAGUUCCAGGAAAGACACGGACGCUCUCUGCGGGAGGCCAUUGAGAAGGAGACAAAAGAAGACAACAGGGAGGCUUUGCUAAAAAUACUCGACAAGAAGUGAAGCCUGCGGUGUGGGCACGUGGGAGACAACCACACAUGUCACUGAGUCCUAUCAUUAUUCGAAAAAUCUCCUGAGGGUUGUGAAAAAACUUCUGGUCUUGGACUGGAAAUCCUCUUUUGAGAAAGAAACACCGUGAAAACCUUAAGCUCCAGCCCUGCCCCCAGGUCACUGUGCACCCGCAGACCCCGUGCAUGACCCCAACAUCUUAUGACGUGUCUCUAGCAACAGGAAGAGGGACGCUUCUGCUUUGGGCUGUUAUGAACUUCAUACAAGAAUACUCACCCAAGUUGUUCUUGCUAAUGAAUGUAUCAGUUAAUGGACAUGUAAUUAAUGGCUAUAUAUACAUAUACACACUAAUAAUACUCUAUGUACACAACACAUAUAUCUACAUCUGUAAUAUAUCUAGAAGUAUAAUCAUGUCAACUCAGUUUCCAAAUCCAUCUUUCUCAAACAGCCGCAUCAGACAUCUCUUAUAUUGAUGCCACCAAGCAGCUUAUGUCGACACUCGUGUUGUCCAGACUUGACUACAGCAACUCUCUGUUCAUAAAACUUCCUGACCGCCUGCCUGACAAACUCCAGAGACUUGACAACAGUUCUGACUUUUGUAUUCUGUAAGAGGAAGGUGGGCCAUGCCACACAGCUUGUCUUUCUCCACUUACUUCCAGUUCGGGGUCGAAUUGAAUUCAAGAUCGCCAUUCUUUGCUAUUGUGAUGUUCAUGGCCUUGCCCCAGUCUCUCUGUCCGAGCUCGGGUGGCCAUACUACCCUCGCAGGUCAGUUCACUCGACUCAAACUGGAUUUUAUUCCACGAGUCAGACUGGAGACGUUUGUCCUUCGCUCUUUCUCCUUCUCCGGCCCCAGGAUUUGGAAUGGCCUGCCUCGUGUCUUCCCACAGAGGAGUCAGUAUAUUCCUAUUAUUAUUAUGAUUAUGAAUAUGAUUAUGAUGAUGAUGAUGAUGAUGAAUAUUAUUAUUAUAUGCACAUAUCUGAAUGACCGAUAUAAAGAGAUGUCUUUCCCCACGACUGUGAUGAUAGUGUUAAAACCUUUAUAAUGCCCUCAAAACAUUAAAAUAAAUUUUCUUAUAAUUUUCAA